UUAAAAUAAAUUCCUACAUCAAAAAUUGGGUUAAUCUAUAGUAUUAUAGAUGAGAUGCUGUUAAUAUGAGUAACAAGAAUAAUAAUUCUCCAAGCAUAAGUGUAUAACAACUCAGAUAACCAUUGUUAGUUAUAGGAUCAUAGAUAAUAAACCUCCAAUUAAACAUCUAAAUUUCAACUGUUAAUCCAACACAGGUAUGCUUUAAGGAAAGAUUAAAAGGAAUAAAAGGAACUUGGCAAAUACGAAUCCCGCCUGUUUACCAAAAACAUCACCUCUAGCAUGAUAAGUAUUAGAGGCACUGCCUGCCCAGUGACUAAAGUUAAAUGGCUGCGGUAUCCUGACGGUGCAAAGGUAGCAUAAUCACUUGUUCCUUAAUUAGGGACUAGCAUGAAUGGCUAAACGAGGGUUCAACUGUCUCUUAUUCCCAAUCAGUGAAAUUGACCUUCCAGUGAAGAGGCUGGAAUAACAAAAUAAGAUGAGAAGACCCUAUGGAGCUUAAAUUAACUAGCUUAAUUAUUAUAAUAUAACCUGAUGGACCAAAAUACAAAAAAAAAAAAAAAAGCCAGUAAUUUUGGUUGGGGUGACCUCGGAGAAUAAAAAAUCCUCCGAAUGAUUUUAGCA
Molecule: messenger RNA, 621 nt
Organism: Arvicanthis niloticus (Nile rat)
Lineage: Eukaryota; Metazoa; Chordata; Mammalia; Rodentia; Muridae
Source: RefSeq, a predicted model, not a curated record